Didymodactylos carnosus is the source of this 1815-nucleotide messenger RNA. NCBI's taxonomy places the organism in Eukaryota, Metazoa, Rotifera, Eurotatoria, Philodinida, Philodinidae. The record is from the annotation of a GenBank genome assembly.
AUGGAAGAUGAAACUUAUUUUUUUCCAGCUGGUAAUGCAAAUAGUGGGUUACAACAAGAACAGUGUUUUGUGACAACAAAUCAUUCAUAUGAUUAUGAUAAAAAUAAUCCACCAACAACAAAUUCUUCAUUAAAAUAUCGUCGUAUUUAUAAUCCAUCAAAAUCCUCAUCCACAUCAAAAAUUCUUAAUAAUGAACAUGAUGGAACAUCUCUCUCAUCAGAUUCCGGUUGUUGGUCAGACGAAUUGUUAAUGAAUUGUUGUGAACCCUUUGAUAAAGUUGUCAUUAAUAUAAGCGGUUUAAGAUUUGAAACGCGUUCAUCAACAUUAAAUCGUUAUCCUUUAACAUUGUUAGGUAAUACAAAUAGACGUUCCAUGUAUUUUGAUUUUCAUUCAAAUGAAUAUUUUUUCGAAAGACAUCGAAGUUCAUUUGAAUCUGUAUUAUAUUUUUAUCAAUCACAAGGAAGAUUAAUACGACCAGAUAAUGUACCAUCAGAAAUAUUUUUAGAAGAAAUUAAAUUUUUUGAUCUUGGUGAAGAAGUUUUAAAACGUUAUCGAAAACAAGAAGGAUAUAUUGAUGAAAAACAAAUUGAACGGCCUAGUAAUGCAUAUCAACAUGCUGUCUGGGAAGUUUUUGAAUGUCCAGAAUCAUCACGUUUAGCUCGUGUUGUAGCUAUAAUUAGCAUUGUUAUGAUAACCGUUUCAAUCGCCACAUUUAUAAUUGAAACAUUACCAUUUAUAAGAAAUGAUACUAAUCUAAUUCCUACAAGAAAUACAACAUUACUCAACUCAAACAAUGAAAAUUCAAUUGUUCAGUCGGAAACACGUUAUUUCUGGGUAUUUUUUAUUAUUGAAACAAUUUGCGUGACUUGGUUUUGCUUCGAAGUAAUAUGUCGUUUUCUCGUUGCACCAUCAAAAGUAGCAUUUCUUAAAAAUGCUCCAAACGUUAUUGACAUUGUAUCAAUUAUACCCUAUUUUCUUCAAUUAAUCGGUUUAAUUUAUCAGAAAAAAGAUAGCAACGUAUCCGGAUUUUCUUCAACAUUAACUGUUCUGAGAAUAGGUUUACAAGUAUUGGCACUCACAUUUUUGGCAUCAUGGAAAGAAUUGCUACUGUUAAUUGGUGGAGUCACAAAUAAACCACAAUAUGUUGGUACAACAUCAUUUAACAAUCAAGAUCAAACAAAUCAAUUUUUAUCUAUUCCACAUUCAUUUUGGUUUGCAAUUAUUACGAUGACAACAGUUGGUUAUGGCGACAUCGUACCUAGAACGAAUAUUGGCAAAGUAAUAGGAGCGGCAUGUGCACUUACCGGUGUUUUAACUAUCGCACUGCCUGUUCCUAUAAUUGUUUCUAACUUCACAUAUUUUUAUCAACGACAAAUGGAAGACAAUGAAAGACAGUAUCAGGCGAAAAAAGGACCACAAGCAAAUGUAAAAAAAUCUGGUGGUUUAUCUGAAAGAGAAAAGGGUCCUGAAUUGAAUGAAUGGGAAUUGGUGACUGAGCCAGAUUAUCAUGAUUAUCGUGAAAUAACACACGCAGUUACCAAGAGACUCGUUCGAAAUUCUUACUUUAAAGCAUUUCGUGGUUCAAAACGAAUCACACCGACAUCAAUAAUGAACAAUUCUAACCGUAAUUAUCAAACAUUAAAUCAAACAACAUUUGCUUCACCGCAAAAUAAUAGCUCAAAUACCUUUACACAUCAUCAUCCACUUCAGGGGCUAAGUCGUUCAUCAGCCACCGCUACAGCAACAAAUAGCAGACACAAUCAUUAUCCAAUACAUGAGAAAAGUGCUUUAGAAACAACACGUCUUUUGAGAUAG